AUGGCCUUCAUCAAAGGAAGGCAGAUAAUGGAUACAGUGAUGAUAGCGAAUGAACUGUUGAAUUCAAGAGUAAAGAGCAACCAACCUGGUAUCCUAUGCAAACUUGACAUUCAGAAAGCAUAUAAUCACUUGAAUUGGAGCUUUCUUGUGAAUAUAGUACUGAAGAUGGGGUUUGGGACAAGAUGGAUAAAAUGGAUCAAGCAAUGUAUCAGCACAGUCAGAUUUUCAGUUCUGAUUAAUAGAAACCCCAAUGGUUUCUUCCCUUCUCAGAAGGGUUUGAGGCAAUGGGAUCCUCUUUCUCCUUUCUUGUUCAUACUAGCAAUGGAAGGAUUGAGCAAUCUCAUCAAUACAGUAAAAUCUAAGGGGUUGAUCAGAGGAUUUCAAGUAGAGAACAGGGCGGAGAACAACCUAGAGAUCACACAUUUGCAGUAUGCAAAUGACACUCUUUCAGGGUUACACAUCAAUUGGGAUAAAAGUUACAUUUACCCCAUCAAUGAAGUAACAGAGAUUGAAGAACUGCCUGACACUUUGGGGGGACAAGUUACCCACAACUUACCUGGGAAUGCCUCAAGUAGCAAAAAGCAAAUCAAAGGGAAUUUGGAGCGGAGUGAUAGAGAAGUGCGAAAGAAGAGAAUUUUUUUAUGGAAGGAAGUGAUCAUUUCCAAAUAUGGCAUAGAGGAUAAGUGGAUGACAGUAAGGGUAGAUUGGCCAUAUGGAUCCAGCGUAUGGAGGUCCAAUAGGAGUUUAUGGGAUAUAGUGUUAGAAAGAUCAAGCUUCAAAGUUGGAAACGGCAGAAAGAGUUCCUUUUGGAAAGACAGAUGGUGUGGCCAGUACUCAUUGAGCCGAAUGUUCCCCGAUCUUUAUAAUCUAUGCCAACUGCAGCAAGCAACAGUAGCUGAAUUGUGGACUGGCCAGGGAUGGAACUUACAUUUCAGGAGAAACCUGAACGAUUGGGAGAUAAGCUGGAUAGCAGAAUUCUAUGUCACAAUUGCACAAAUCAACAAUCUAUCUGGGGAAGAGGACUCAAUG
Molecule: messenger RNA, 1029 nt
Organism: Capsicum annuum
Lineage: Eukaryota; Viridiplantae; Streptophyta; Magnoliopsida; Solanales; Solanaceae
Exons: 3
Source: RefSeq, a predicted model, not a curated record